AUGUCAUCAAACUCAAAAGGGAUCACCAGAAGUGAAGCACUGGAUGAUAGUAAUCAGUUGGAUCAUUCUCGACAUAAUCUAUACGACAAGAAGAUAACAAUGAUGCGAAGUUGUUCUGAGGUGACACCACGAGUAGAUUAUUAUUCCUCGUGGCCCGGUCAGUUGGCGCAUUCUAGAUCAGGCGCUUCAAGCGAAAUGCCGCUUAUUGGUGAAUGUCGCUACUGUGAUCAGAGCUGUCGCUGUUCUUGCUGUCCAUGCUGUGAUCAUCUUAUCAUCAUUUAUGCACCGGGCAAUAUUGAACAGUUGUACAAAGUAGACUUUGCUGAGGACAAACAUAUGGAAUCCGAAAUUUGGACAGAUGUCAACGAUUCUUCAAAGCCACGUCUUUCAAGUAUCACAUUCUCAACGGUAACAAGUGCUACCGGACUUCCGACAAUUGCUGCUGAACCUUCCAGGCCACGAUCAAGCAGCUACUGGAAGCAACCGGAUCGUGAAGGCUGUAAAAGUGGAACUAAUCCGGAGAAUAAGCAUUACCUUCAGCCACAAACAUCCAGUACUCCCAUAACUGAUACUAGUACAUUAAGCGAUGAAGGAAAGCAAAAGGAGGACACUGUGUUGACUAAAAUCUCCAAAAGUAGUUCAGGUACACAGGAUGAUGAGGAUGAUGUGAAUAUUGUGGCCUGCACUAGUUUGGAACGAAUUGAGGAAUCUGUGAUACGUACAUCAGAUGGUACAAAUUAUAGUUGUAAGGAAUUAAAUUCAGAUGAUGAAUUGGCUAGGAUUGCCGAAUGGGGCUUUCCUAUUUUCCGUUUUGCUGAACGUUAUCCAACAACAACACUUAGCAGGAUAGCUUAUUCAAUAUUCCGUGAACAUGGUCUGUUCCGGAUUUUCAAGUUGUCACCAAAUAAAUUUUUUAAUUUCUUUCAUUCAUUGGAAUGCGGGUAUUGGGACAUUCCUUAUCACAAUCGUAUACAUGCAGCGGACGUGUUACACGGGUGUUAUUACUUGACAUGUCAUCCAGUUUGUGCAUUUCUCGGUACACCAACUAAUAGUCCUCCUGAAUCUUCGUUAUCUAUUUCUGAUAACUCACCAUUACCUCUCUCAAGCAGCAUGAGUACACUUGAACUUAUGGCUUUAUUCACCGCGGCAGCAAUGCAUGAUUAUGAUCAUCCGGGACGUACAAAUGCAUUUCUUGUUGCAGCCGAAGAUAAAAAAGCUAUUUUGUACAAUGAUCGGUCAGUAUUAGAAAAUCAUCAUGCCGCUGAAUCAUGGCGUCUUUUAUCGAAAUCAGAAAAUUCAUUUAUUGAAACUUUAGAUGCAGCUGAAACGAAACGUUUUCGAUAUCUUGUGUUGGAAUAUAUCCUUGCCACAGAUCUCAAACUACAUUUCGAUAUCAUAAUGCAAUUUAAUGAAAAAGCAUCAGAUAUGGAUCUUAGUAACGAAUCACAUCGUGUGAUCAUUUCACAAAUGCUCAUUAAAUUUGCUGAUAUCAAUAGUCCUUCUAAGCCAUACCCACUUCAUCGUCAAUGGACUGAUCGCAUUUGUGAAGAAUUUUAUGGCCAGGGUGAUGAAGAGAAAAGACGUGGUAUGGCAGUGUCACCAUAUAUGGAUCGAGAUGAUCCGGCAGUUGCCAAAUUGCAGGACUCAUUCAUUUCUCAUAUUGUUAAUCCAUUAGCUGUUGCAUUGAAUGAAGCUGGGAAAAUGACUUCCACAAAAGUUAUGGAAUCAGGCAGUACUACUACUACUACUACUACUACAACUACAACUAAUGCUAUCACUCAGCCAACUUCAUUAUCACUCAAAACAACUAAUCAUGUUAUCGUCGAAGAGAAUAGUAAUGAAGAACAAAACAGCGAAUCGUGUAAUAAAAAUUGUGAAGAUGCAAACGGAUAUUCAAGUAAACAUAUCCAGUGA
Brugia pahangi is the source of this 1914-nucleotide messenger RNA. The record is from the annotation of a GenBank genome assembly. NCBI's taxonomy places the organism in Eukaryota, Metazoa, Nematoda, Chromadorea, Rhabditida, Onchocercidae.